AUGUGACUUCCCUGCAAAAAACAGCAAGGGGUUAACCCGCCGGUGCUUCCUGCUGCUCAGACAGCUCGUCCUGUCACCGGCCGCUGCAGCCAUCAUACACCUGAGCCGGGGGCGGGGCCAUGAUCCCGGGCCGUCCAGCUCUCCUUCAUUCCUGACAUUCCCUUUUGAUGACGUCACUGCGGGCUAACGAACAAACCGCAUCACAGCCCAGCUGUCAAUCAUGGCCAGACCUGUCAAUCAUACGCCGAACUGUCCAUCAUCUCCCGGCGCUUAGAUGAGCCCCGCCCCCCUUCCCGCAUCUUCCUAUCCCCGCAUUCCUGCACGCUCCUCCUCCAGCGCCGCCGCAUCCUUCUGCUUCCUAACCUGUGUCCCUACCUAUCUCCCCGCCAGGAAGGAAGGGAGGGGGAGGAGGAAGCAGCGGGAGGAGAGGCCUGUCCUGCGGAUCUGCAGCCAUUUCGUGCUUGGACUUCCCAACCCGAUCCCUGAAGCGGAGUUCGGGAGGCUGAGGGCGGGGGUGCGGGGGAUACAGCCCACACUCCGGGCUCCCCCGGCUGGCAUCGGCUGCAACCAUGAUGCCGACUAUAUUAACAGUGUUUCUUAGCAACAAUGAACAAAUAUUAACCGAAGUCCCGAUAACUCCCGAGACAACGUGCCGAGAUGUGGUGGAGUUCUGCAAAGAGCCUGGAGAAGGCGCGUGCCACCUAGCAGAAGUGUGGCGUGGCAAUGAACGAGCUUUACCCUUUGAUCAUCUGAUGUUCGAGCACUUGCAGAAAUGGGGUCCUCGGAGGGAAGAAGUGAAGUUCUUUCUACGCCAUGAGGAAUUCCCAGUGGAAAGCAAUGAACAGGCUGCACGUCAAGCUCCUAAUCAGAGGAAUGGGCUCACCGGAGAGAAACGUCUCGAGAAUGGGGUGGGCAACCCAAGAGUGGAGCUGACCCUUUCAGAGCUGCAGGACAUGGCCAGUCGUCAACAGCAGCAAAUUGAGAACCAGCAACAGAUGUUGGUGGCGAAGGAACAGCGCCUGCGCUAUCUGAAGCAACAAGAGCGACGUCAGCUGCAGACCGUGUCUGAGACGGAAAAACUUCAGAAGCUAAAAGAGCGAGUGGAGACGCAGGAGAACAAACUCAAGAAGAUCCGAGCCAUGAGAGGCCAAGUGGACUACAGCAAAGUCAUGAAUGGAAAUUUGUCUACAGAAAUCGAGCACAUCAGUGACAUGUUUCAGGAGAAGCAGCAAGAGUUACAGGCGGCCGUGCUGAAGGUGGAGCAGCUGACACAGCAGCUUGAGGACCUACGCAAAGGAAAGCUAAAUGGUUUCCAAGCUUACGGACAAAUGACAGGUCCUGCUGCACUGGAACUGAAGAAACUUUAUCAAGAGCUGCAGAUCAGAAAUCGUCUCAACCAGGAGCAAAACACAAAGCUCCUGCAGCAGAAGGAGCUGCUGAACAAGCGGAACAUGGAGGUGGCCAUUAUGGACAAGCGGAUCAACGAGCUGCGCGAGCGCCUGUACAAGAAAAAAGUUGAGGCACGUCAAAAAGAAAACAUUCCCUUGAAUCGCAUCAAUGGAACUCCAUCUUCACAGUCCACGCUAACGGCAUCAGGGCGAGUAGCGGCAGUGGGGCCAUACAUCCAAAUACCAAGCACAGUGAACUACCCGCUGCCAGCUGAUCCAGUCAAACCUCAGUCCCUGUCUCUUUCUGCUAGUGGCACGCAGCCUCGCUCCAAGUCUGAGGGAGAUAAUGAGUAUGUGAAAAAAUCUCCAGGUCCCUGGAAGGUUUCAGAUUUAGACAUUCUGGUGGAUCCUGUGCGGUCAUCUUCCACCUCCUGUCUCCAGUCUUCUGACCACAAUGUCUUCCAUCAGGCUCCUGGCCUCUCUGACACCCUGCACAGUAAUGACACAAGCUGGCCGACACUGAAACAAAGCACAAUAUCGGUGGUGAAGACUCCUCCGCUCAGCACCACCGACUGGAAUGAAUCUGGUAUGGAGCCCGGCUUCAAGACUGCACCUAUAUCCAGCCAGCCCCUACCUUCUGCUACUGUAGGACCCACUGAGAAGUUGUCUGGUGAUGCUGGGAAGCUCCCCUCUCCAAUGCCCGGGUUGAGUAAAUCUCUGCCCCAUAAUUAUGGCAUGUACCAGGGUCCUCUUCCAUUGAGCGCUACAAAUUCUUUGGAAAGGAGGAAAGAUGGAAGUUUGCCAAGACCUGGGUCUGGAUCCACCACCCGCACGCGGCCCCUUCCACUACCAGCAACCAACAUCCACCCUCCGGGUUCCUCACAGCAAAUACAACAAAGAAUCUCUGUGCCCCCAAGCCCUACCUACCCGCCAUCCACGUCGCCUUUAUUUCCUGGAACAGACGCUAGACCCGACCCUCCUCUAACUGUGGCCAUACGACCUUUUCUGGCCGAGAAAGGAUCAAGGCCUCAGUCUCCAAGAAAAGGGCCACAAACCGUGAACUCCAGCUCUAUUUAUUCAAUGUAUCUUCAACAAUCAACUCCACCAAAGAACUAUCAGCAAGCUGUAUAUAACACCUUGAACAAAUCUGUCAAAGCAGUGUAUGGAAAACCAGUUGUCCAGUCCAGCUCAUCCAACUCUUCACCCCUACCUUUUCUACAUUCUGGACCUGCUCCUAAUUCUGACAAAGAAGGAGAGGCCGUUCCUGCUACAGCUGAAAACACUGGUGUGGAAAACAUACCCCGUCCCCUGAGCCCCACCAAAUUGACCCCUAUAGUGCAUUCACCUAUGAGAUAUCAAAGUGAUGCAGACUUAGAAGCCCUCCGGAGGAAACUUGCCAAUGCUCCAAGACCAUUGAAAAAACGUAGUUCCAUAACUGAGCCCGAAGGUCCCAGUGGACCAAACAUCCAGAAGCUACUCUAUCAGCGCUUCAAUACUUUGGCUGGAGGAAUGGAGGGGAGCGCACCUUUCUACCAACAGUGCAAUUCCCAGGACUUUGUCAUAUUGGCCGAUGUGGACAAUGGUAAUACUGGCACUAAUGGCAACAUGGAAGAGGCAAGUUCUCUGCAGACAGCCCCUGUCCCAUCUACCCCUCCUCUUCCCCAACCUCCACCACCACCACAACAACCACCAGAACCACAAGUCUCUGCAGACGAUAAUGACAAUAAGGUUUGUUCACCCAUCACAGAAGAACCUAGCAGUGAGAUUAUAAACCAGAUCUCAGAAACAACAGAAGACAACAAUAAUAAUAAUCCAGCUAUAGUACCUUCCGUGGAAAAGACGCCUAGCCCUGUACUUGAAGUGGCAUCUCCGGUGAAAGAGGAAGUCCCUUCACCACCCAGUGCCCCUUCACAGUCUACUGCUGUAAGUAGUCAUGUGAAACGCACUAAUCUGAAGAAACCAAACUCUGAGAGGACCGGACAUGGACUCCGGGUGAAGUUCAACCCUCUGGCUCUUCUGCUCGAUGCAUCUCUAGAAGGAGAGUUUGACCUAGUUCAGAGGAUUAUAUAUGAGGUGGAGGAUCCCAGCAAACCCAAUGAUGAAGGAAUCACACCCCUACAUAACGCUGUGUGCGCCGGGCACCACCACAUCGUGAAGUUCUUGUUGGACUUCGGUGUGAAUGUGAAUGCAGCCGACAGUGAUGGGUGGACUCCACUGCACUGUGCAGCAUCUUGUAACAGCGUCCACCUCUGCAAGAUGCUGGUAGAAUGUGGGGCAGCCAUCUUUGCUACCACGAUCAGUGAUAUUGAGACUGCUGCAGACAAAUGUGAAGAGAUGGAAGAGGGAUAUAUUCAGUGUUCUCAAUUCCUUUAUGGUGUUCAGGAGAAGCUGGGCGUCAUGAAUAAAGGUCUGGUGUACGGCCUGUGGGAUUACGAAGCACAGAACGCUGAUGAACUGUCAUUUCGAGAAGGAGACGCCAUCACGAUCCUUAGGCGCAAAGAUGAUGCAGAGACGGACUGGUGGUGGGCACGUCUGAAUGACAAGGAAGGAUAUGUGCCUAAGAACCUGUUGGGGCUGUACCCCCGUAUAAAGCCCAGGCAGAGAACUCUAGCUUGAGUGGUACAGAACCCAUCCCACGUUCAUACUGGAAACUGCAGAUCUUGUGCUGGAAACAUUUCAUCAGGACGCAGCUGCUCUUAUUCGGAGGACGACAUUUCACGUUCAGUACAUCUCGCAUUAGAAAACUGAGGGAAGAUGAAGUAACUUGUCCCAAGUUGUAUUAUAAACCCUCAACACCCCCCCCCCCCCCCCCCCCCCAAUGGCAAGUGUUUGCAAAUGUUACAGUGAUGAUGCCAUAGGACAUCUGCCAGGACCGUGUCGCCAUGCUCUAGCACAGAUUUGCUGUUCUUCGGUACCACAGAGAUGUCUCCGGUGUAAAUAAGAAGUUUUAGCUUCACACAUUUCUCUCCUUCGUCCUGCUUUUCGCCAAUGUUUUAGUGCCUGUGCUUAAAGUACCGGGUGGACCCCUUGUAUCUCACCCCAUGUUGGGUACUACACCUCCAGCACUUCACUAGAGUCACUUGCCUUUUGAUCUUCAUUUCCAGUAGGGGGGGGGGGGGGGGGGGGGUCUUUUUAUUUGCCAAUCAAGAGUGCCCAAUUUUUGUUUUUUUAUCCACUUUUAAACCCUGAGGAUAUUGAAGAGAGAGGAUCCGUAUGUAGAUGAAUGACUGCAGCAAGGAGGAGUGAGCGGGGAGGAGAGCAUGAAGAGCAAGUGUUAUAGAAGACAUAAGGGAUGUGUAUGGUGAGGUGGGGGUUCAGAGCGCCAUGAUUUCUAUGUUGAGGGGAAUUGUAAGUGGGGUAGGGGCAGAACACUAUUUGCACUUUGAGCCAUUUCUGCAUAAACGCCACUAGUCAUAACAGUACAUUGAAUGCCUGUCUUUUUACACGGUCAAUGCGCACUAGUUGGGAGGUGAUAUAGCGCCAUUAAUUCUAACCUACAAGCGUGGGCACCAUGUUUUUUUAUAUGCUGUGUUACUCUUUAGUGCCCAGGUCUACAGACAACUCAUUGCUCUAGUUAAAGGGGUACUCCGGUGAAAACCUUUUUUCUUUUAAAUCAACUGGUGGCAGAAAGUUAAACAUAUUUGUAAAUUACUUCUAUUAAAAAAUCUAUCUUUCUUUCUAAUCCUUCCAGUACUUAUUAGCUGCUGAAUGCUACAGAGGAAAUUCCUUUCUUUUUGGAACACUGAUGACCUCACGAGCACAGUGCUCUCUGCUGACAUCUCUGUCCAUUUUAGCAACCAUGUAUAGCAGAUGUAUGCUAAGGGCAGCAUGGUGGCUCAGUGGUUAGCACUGCUGCCUUGGUAGUGCUGAAGACUUAGGUUCAAAUCCCACUGAGGACAACAAUAAAUAGCGCAUUAUUAUUAUUAUAAUAACGUCAGCAGAGAGAACUGUGUUCGUGAUGUCAUCAGAGAGCAUUCCAAAAAGAAAAGAAUUUCCUCUGUAGUAUUCAGC
Hyla sarda is the source of this 5399-nucleotide messenger RNA. It is a transcript of the gene PPP1R13B, whose product is annotated as protein phosphatase 1 regulatory subunit 13B. Lineage: Eukaryota; Metazoa; Chordata; Amphibia; Anura; Hylidae. The record is from RefSeq and is a predicted model, not a curated record. Bases 570 to 4004 code for a protein of 1144 amino acids. Gene Ontology annotation, biological process: apoptotic process; negative regulation of cell cycle; regulation of apoptotic process. The transcript has 18 exons. Gene Ontology annotation, cellular component: nucleus. Gene Ontology annotation, molecular function: p53 binding; transcription factor binding.